This is a messenger RNA of Cajanus cajan (pigeon pea), 1289 nucleotides long. RefSeq names its product putative F-box protein At4g22030. NCBI's taxonomy places the organism in Eukaryota, Viridiplantae, Streptophyta, Magnoliopsida, Fabales, Fabaceae. The record is from RefSeq and is a predicted model, not a curated record.
CUUCAAGGAGAUCAAUAGAUGCCGCAAUCCACGUCCCAAAACUCCCAAGAAUCGAUGUUUCAGUGCCAAAGGUACGUACCAUGAAGCAAGCUGAGGAACUAAUACCCAAAGGCAGAACCCCAUUAUUAGAAAAGAGUACACAUGUACAACUACACGACAAUGAACAAGAGCAUUCUACAAACUCCGACGCCCUUAUUCAACUCUACGCAAUCCUGGAAGCUGUAUCUGACAGGGUUGAAAUGCACAACAACAUGGCCGAGCAACGUGACAACUGGAACACGCUUCUUUUGAACUCCAUCAACAUGCUCACACUCACUGCCACAACCAUGGCUGGUGUUGCAGCCACGUGCGGUGCAGGUGCACCGCUUUUGGCUUUGAAGCUAUCUUCUGCUCUCUUGUUUUCAGCGUCCACGGGGAUGUUACUCAUCAUGAACAAGAUCCAACCCUCUCAACUCACGGAGGAACAACGCAAUGCUUCUAGGUUGUUCACGAACCUCCAAAGCGAAAUCCAAACCACAAUUGCACUCGGGAAUGCUAGUGAACACGACGUGAAGGGUGCAAUGGAGAAGGUUUUGGCGCUUGACAAGGCUUUCCCACUUCCCUUGUUGGGAGCAAUGCUUGAGAAAUUCCCUAAAAAAUUUGAGCCUGCUGUUUGGUGGCCUAAGCCUUCUAAACCCCAAGAGGGAAAAUCAAAUAUUAUUGGAAAAAUGAAUGGAUGGAGUGAGGAACUUGAAAUGGAACUGAGGGAGGUUGUUGAAGUGGUGAAGAGAAAAGACAGUGAGGACUAUGACAGGCUUGGGAACAUUGCAUUGAAGGUUAACAAGAGUUUGGCCAUUGCAGGUCCUUUGCUCACAGGUAUCUCAGCAUUAGGAUCUGCAUUUGUUGGCAAUGAUUCUUGGGGAGCAUUGGUUCCCCUCGUGGCUGGUUCAUUGGCUUCAGCAGUUAACAGUUUCGAGCAUGGAGGGCAAGUUGGUAUGAUUUUUGAAAUGUACAGAACCUCGGGUGGCUUCUUCAAGUUGUUGGAAACCUCUGUUGAAUCAACUUUGGAAGAGGAAGAUUUGGAGCGAAGGGAAAAUGGGGAAGUGUUUGAAAUGAAGAUGGCUUUGAAGUUGGGAAGAAGUGUGUCGCAACUGAGGGAGCUUGCUUCUAAAUCAGCUUCGUAUCGCAUGGAAGGAGUGCUUGAUGUUGACGAAUUUGCAAGCAAACUGUUCUGAGAGAAAAUGUUUAGUGAAUAGUUGUUCUUUCAUUCUUUUUGUGCAUGCAGUUGUUACCUGACGUAGGAAAAACAA